Molecule: messenger RNA, 819 nt
Organism: Lottia gigantea (owl limpet)
Lineage: Eukaryota; Metazoa; Mollusca; Gastropoda; Lottiidae
Exons: 1
Biological process (GO): glycolipid biosynthetic process
Cellular component (GO): membrane
Molecular function (GO): galactosylceramide sulfotransferase activity
Source: RefSeq, a predicted model, not a curated record
UGUUCACCAAAAACAAAAAUAGUAUUUCUCAAAGUUCAUAAAACCGGAAGUUCUACCGUGGCUAAUAUUUUUCAGAGAUUUGGAGUAACCCGAGACUUGAAUUUUGCUGUACCAAGAAAGAAACCUCACGAACAUGGUUAUAAUUAUAUUGGUAAACCUGGAGAAACCAUCCAUUCUGAUCUCCUACUUCCAUUUCCAGAAGGAGAGUCGUAUGACAUUCUGUGGAACCACGUCACCUAUAACCGCACUGCGUUUAGAUCAGUAAUGCCUCCAGAGACGGUGUAUGUGUCCAUUAUUAGAGAGCCAUUUGAUCAGUUUGUAUCAGCAUUCGAGUAUUAUAAAAUGUACAAUAUGGCGUAUAUUAAAAAGAUAAUGAGUGUAAAUGUGACGAAUCCUAUCUCUACAUAUUUACAGAAUUUCUCCAGAGUGGAAGCUCCUAGUCGUCGGUUAAGUUAUGUAAGAAAUAAAAUGGUGGCUGAUUUCGGAAUGACAUUGAAACAAUUAUCCAGUAAUUCCAAAAGACGUGAAUUUUUUGAAAAUAUAAACAAAGAUUUCAAGUUAGUCAUGAUAAUGGAAUAUUUUGACGAAUCUUUGAUUCUACUCCGUAGAACAUUGUGUUGGAAUCAUAAAGACAUUAUAUAUUUUUCACAGAAUAAAAAUCCAUUUCGACCGCGACGUUUAUUCAGUUCGGAGGACCAUAGGAGGCAUAAGGAAUUAUCAAAAGCCGAUUAUGAACUGUAUAAUUACUUUUAUGGUAAAUUUGUCCGAAAGAUGUCGGCCGAGGGCGGUGAUUUUUUUGAGGAAGUACGCCAUUUUCGU